AACAAAAAACCAUAAAGUGUGAUGUGAAUCUCAAAUAGCUUCAUUUGAUAACCAAUCUUCAACUUUUCUUCAUUCCUGUCUCAUAUCCCCAGUUCUAUAUAUUGAGCCCAUUUUUUCCAGACAACAAUACAACUGUAUACUUUUGAAAGAUGUCGGAUUGGGGCCCCGUAUUCGUUGCGGUGGUGCUGUUCGUGCUGCUGUCGCCGGGCCUGCUCAUUCAGGUGCCUGGCCGUAACCGUUUCGUCGAGUUUGGGAAUUUUCAGACCAGUGGAGUUUCCAUUCUUGUUCAUGCCAUCAUUUACUUUGCUCUUAUUUGCAUUUUCUUGUUAGCUAUUGGUAUUCAUGUGUACAUGGGCUGAUCAAAAUUAUCACCUCACCUUCUCUUCACGUUUCUUACAUUCUUGAUGUUGCUGUCCCAAGAUUUUUUUUCUCUUUGAAUUCGAAGUUGUAAUUGAUGUCAAUUAAUGAGUCCUGGUUUAGUUUAUGGAAA
Messenger RNA from Salvia miltiorrhiza (redroot sage), 490 nucleotides. RefSeq lists its product as uncharacterized. The coding region runs from base 150 to 359 and encodes 69 amino acids. Lineage: Eukaryota; Viridiplantae; Streptophyta; Magnoliopsida; Lamiales; Lamiaceae. The record is from RefSeq and is a predicted model, not a curated record. The transcript has a single exon.